AUGGCCAAUCAAGAUGAGAUCAUGAGCCAUGCUGCUCUGUUUCCACCGCCACCACCAUUCUGGAAGAACUUCACGACUGAGAACCUCACCAACCUGAGACAGCUCAAAGAAGCCGCCGGCAUCAAGUCUACCGCGGAGAGUAGCAAGCAGUCUGAGCUGGAAGCCACUCAGCUUCUCCAGCUUCCGUCAGAACUGCGCGCUCUGGUUCCUCCAAGACCACCAACAGAAGGUAAAUUCAGUGUAUUCGGCGAAGUACAUAAUAUCAACGAAGCUUCUCCUGCAUUCGAGGAAGAUGAAGGAUACGAACGACUCUAUCCCAGUAUCGAAGCAGAUGCCAUUUUCUCAGGGUCAGACGGGACGAUCGACCGUGCGAAGUCUCUCAAACAGCUGGCACAUAGCCUGAUCGUGAAGUUUGUCGAGCUUUUAGGCGUGCUCUCCGUCGAUCCUGAACAAUGGAAAGACAGGAUCCAUCAAAUACACCUCAUGAUCGUCAAUAUGCACCAGCUCAUCAAUGAAUACCGUCCGCACCAAGCUCGCGAAUCGCUCAUAACGAUGAUGGAGGAUCAGCUAGAGAAAAAAAGAGCUGAGGUUGAAGGUAUCAAGAGAAUGGGAGAAAAGAUAAAUCGUACUUUGGUGAACCUGGGGCAUGAGGGUUUGGAAAGUGCAAGUAAACGUGACUUCAGGCUGUUAACGCCUCCUAGUCUAGAUGACAAGAGAAGAGCCAUGCAGAGAAAUAUAUGGAACGUAUUGGCCGAAGAACUUGACGACUAA
Molecule: messenger RNA, 771 nt
Organism: Pseudovirgaria hyperparasitica
Lineage: Eukaryota; Fungi; Ascomycota; Dothideomycetes; Acrospermales; Acrospermaceae
Product: MED7-domain-containing protein
Exons: 2
Coding region: 1-771 (256 amino acids)
Biological process (GO): regulation of transcription by RNA polymerase II
Cellular component (GO): mediator complex; core mediator complex
Molecular function (GO): transcription coregulator activity
Source: RefSeq, a predicted model, not a curated record